UUUUUUUCUAUCCUCCAAAUGAAUCAAUCGGUCGGGUGGUUCCGAACGCAAGCGCAGAAGCCAAGAAGGGCUAUCUGGUUUCUCGUCCAGUCACGAAUGCCCUUCAUUCAUCUGGAGAAUAAGGCCACGGAUAGGUUUCCGGUUAUCAACGGGUGGGCUCAUGUUGGGGUCAUGACCGGGUUGAGAUAAUCCUCCGCGACUUGGUUCUGGAUCGAACGUUGAGUUGAAAGGGUUCUCGCGAAACCGCCAAUCAACCCUCCGCCAGGCGUAAUCUAAAUCAGACGUGGCGAUUGGACGGGCGCCGGUCAUAGCACGCGAUGACCUGGUUAAGGUAGCUUUGGGGUUGCUGUGCUGCUUCUUGCUCGUCCUCCCCUCUCUCACCCCCCAUCCCGUCCCACGGCGAUGUAUUAAAAGCCCCCAUCUGCCUCCCAUUUCCCGUCUCCCCCUUUUCUUUUCUUUUUUCCCCUUGACACAAGUGUUCAUCCCGUCUGCGCGCAUCACUCCUCUUCGUCAUGAAUUCCUCCGACCCUGCGGAGACGCUCGAGGUCAGCAAAGCGACCGUCGCCGCCCACGAUGCCCCUUUGAGUGAAAAGAAGGCCCUGUCCAUCGAUAAGGAUUUGGCCAUCUCGCCAAGUAUCGAGGAAGUGCCGGCGACCAAGGUCGCGGGUGCGUCCAUGGAUGAUACUGAUCUGCAAAAGGCCUACCCGACCAACGAGGAACUGAGAACUCUGCGUCGAGUGUGUGGAGACAUCCCAUGGACCUCGUAUACGGUGGCGUUUGUCGAACUGUGCGAGCGAUUCUCCUACUAUGGAACGACGGCCGUUUUCGUCAACUUUAUCCAGCGUCCGAUGCCGGUCGGUUCCUCCACCGGUGCGACGUUUGAUAACUCCCGGGUACCAGGAGCGCUGAACAUGGGCCAACAGGCCUCCACUGGGUUGACCUUGUUCAAUUCGUUUUGGUCCUAUAUCAUGCCAAUGUUCGGUGCAUUUCUGGCCGACCAAUACUGGGGUCGGUUCCGUACCGUGAUGUACUCCAUCGCCGCCGCCUUGCUCGGACAUUUGAUCCUCGUCAUCUCCGCUAUUCCCGGUGUAAUCUCCCACCCCAAUGGUGCCAUUGCCUGCUUCUCGAUCGGUCUCAUCAUCAUGGGUGUGGGAACCGGUGGUUUCAAAUCGAACAUUUCCCCCUUGAUCGCAGAACAAUAUCGCGAGGAAAACCCCUACAUCAAAACUCUCUCCUCGGGAGAACGAGUGAUUGUGGAUCCCGCAAUCACCGUGCAACGCAUCUAUCUGUACUACUAUUUGACCGUCAAUAUUGGUUCCAUCACGGGUCAGGUGAGCAUGGUCUACGCGGAGCGAUACGUCGGGUUCUGGCUGUCAUUCUUCCUGCCGACGUGCUUGUUCUUAUGGUGCCCGACGGUCUUGUUCCUCUGCCGGAAUAAAUACUACCGGGUGAAACCGAACGGGUCCGUGUACGGGCAGGCAUUCCGACUCUGGAAACUGGCAAUGAAGGGGCGGUGGUCUUUGAAUCCGGCUCUGCUGUUCAAACGAAAUGACAAGCCGUUCUGGGAUUCGGUCAAGCCAAGUGCUUUGGGCCCUAACCGACCUCAGUGGAUGACCUUCGAUGACGAAUGGGUCGACGAAGUUGCUCGUGGCCUGAAGGCAUGCAAGGUGUUUUUGUGGUAUCCUCUAUUCUGGCUCGCCUACAACCAGAUGUUGAACAACCUGACAUCCCAAGCGGCCACCAUGCAUCUCGGUGGCGUUCCCAACGAUAUCAUCAACAAUCUCAACCCUCUCUCCUUGAUUAUCUGCAUUCCCAUCUUUGACCGCAUCAUUUACCCCGGGCUGCGCAAGAUGGGAUUCAACUUCACCCCCAUCAAGAGAAUUACGAUGGGUUUUGCAGUCGCCGGCUGCUCCAUGAUCGGCGCCACGGUGAUCCAACACUACAUCUACGUGAAAGGCCCCUGCGGUAAGGAGGCUAACAAGUGCUUGGACGAGUAUGGCAAAUAUUCGCCCAUCUCCGUCUGGACCCAGGCAGUGGUCUACAUCCUGGGUGGUAUAUCGGAGAUCUUCGCCUCCAUCACCUCCCUCGAGUAUGCGUUUACCAAGGCCCCCAAGAACAUGCGCUCGAUCGUGCAGGCCGUCGCGCUCUUUAUGAACGCCUUCUCCUCGGCCAUCGGUCAGGCCUUCGUCGGCCUGUCCAAGGAUCCCCUCCUGGUGUACAACUACAUGGUGGUGACGAUCCUGGCCUUUGUCGGUGCCAUUGGAUUCUGGUUGACCAACUACAAGCUGGAUAGGAGGGAAGACGAGCUCAACAACUUGCCACAGAGCAAAUAUGCGGAAUCGAGCGGCGUCAGUCUGGAUGAGGAGAAUGCACGGCGGUAAAUGAACGGACCCGUUUGUGUUUCUGGUGUGCCCAUAUACCCUGUUACGUGGAGAUGUAAUGUGAUGCUAGUUUAUGUAACUUACUCAAAUGCUUUCGGUGCCUUGACGCCUCUCAGCUAUGACUCGAUAUUCUACUAUAAGCCCUGCCUUGAGAAGGUCCUAGGAGGGAUUUCUGACCUGGACAUGGUCUCUUUCAUCCGCACGGUGAUAAUUGAGCUAUAACCCACAGGACGUGCUCCGGUUGUCAAGUUAUGAAGUUGUAGUUAAUAUAGUAUCGACAACGGCUCCUAAGAACCCCGCCCAAGAAAACAAAACCCAUCCGUAGUGUAUGUACCAUGCGACCUAUCUCUUCAGUAACCGAUACAGCAGCUCGAGUUUUGUACGCUCUUUCUUUCUUUGCCUUGAACAUAAUCUCCUAGAGGCAAGAUCCAAAAACAAUCUAGUGGAAGAGGCUUGAAAGAUCCCGAAGUCUAUUGUAGGGUAUAUCGAACUUAUG
Messenger RNA from Aspergillus alliaceus, 2877 nucleotides. RefSeq names its product putative MFS peptide transporter. NCBI's taxonomy places the organism in Eukaryota, Fungi, Ascomycota, Eurotiomycetes, Eurotiales, Aspergillaceae. Bases 513 to 2381 code for a protein of 622 amino acids. Gene Ontology annotation, cellular component: membrane. Gene Ontology annotation, molecular function: dipeptide transmembrane transporter activity. The transcript is spliced from 6 exons. The record is from RefSeq and is a predicted model, not a curated record. Gene Ontology annotation, biological process: transmembrane transport; oligopeptide transport.